CCCAAAUGUAAAACCCCAGGAAGCGACCUAUAUGACCACCCCUCCUAGUUCUCUCGCCUAAACCCGGGCUCUGCACCCUUCCAGACGUGAUUUAGGUUGUCGGCUGAUGAAAGAAAAGGGGCGGGGCUGGUAGCGUUAGGGGAGGCCUGAGCCGCCAGUACACCCGAGACUGGAUUUUCUGAGCGAAGCCUGUUGUCCACCAUAACCUGCUGCCCCAAGAAGUGACCCGGAAGAGACGGUUCACCGCCAUGGCGCACGAGGCCUUUGGGCCGCCGCUGCGGGAGACUCUGUCCCGCUGGAAACGGGAGCAAGCACAGCUGAAAGCCAGUGUGAUUGACCAUGACACAGAAGCCUGGCAGCAGAAAACAGAUUUUACUGGUCUGUUUCGGGUCGGAGGUGUUGAUAUAUCCUUCAUUAAGGGAGAUGAUGUCAGAGCCUGUGCUUCUCUAGUGGUGCUCAGCUACCCUGAGCUUGAGGUGUUAUAUGAAGAACAUCGGAUGGUUAACUUAACAGCUCCCUACAUAUCUGGUUUCUUGGCAUUUCGAGAAGUCUCCUUCCUGGUAGAUGCUAUUCAGAGGCUACAGAAGAAGAAACCUGAUCUCAUGCCUCAGGUCCUUCUUGUGGAUGGAAAUGGGGUACUCCAUCACCGAGGAUUUGGAGUGGCCUGUCACAUUGGCAUCCUUACAGAUCUUCCUUGCAUUGGGGUAGCCAAGAAACUCCUCCAAGUGGAUGGGCUGAAGAAUAAUGACCUGCACAAAGAAAAGAUUCAGCACCUCAAGACGGGAGGAGAUACUUUUCCUUUAAUGGGUGACUCAGGUAGCAUCUUGGGAAUGGCCUUGAAGAGCCACAACAAAAGCAGCAAGCCUCUGUAUAUCUCUGUGGGUCACAAGGUGAGUCUGGAAACUGCAGUUCAUUUGAUCCAAGCCUGCUGCAGAUAUCGGAUCCCAGAACCCAUUCGCCAGGCAGACAUUCGAUCCCGAGAAUAUAUCCGGAGGACUAUUGAGCUUGCCAACUCACAAGAAGCAGAGAAAGAGAGGGGUCCCCAGAGGCAGAGAGAGAUGCAGAGCCCAACUGUAUCCCCUGCAAGAGUCUUACAAGAGUCUGCAGGAGAGGAGAGACCCUCAGAGAAUCCCUGCCCAGGGCAGAGCUACGAGAUCCUGGGACAGUCCUCUGAGGCCCCGUCCUAGUGAGCCAGAGGUGAAAGGAGAGCGGAGCUGGCGUGGAUGCUGUGAAAAUUCCGGAACUCCGAGUGUGUGUGAUGUGGCCAAGCUAGCUUUUCCUUAGAGGGGAUGGAGGUGGCCCUUGAGCCUGAACUGGAUGAACCGCUGUCAUCUCCUGGGGGGUGAGGGUGGGGGGUUAAGGACAGAGAGCCAGGGCCGGGAAGGAAGCCGUGCACAGCUGCCCUUCCCCUGUGAUGGUGGAAGUAGUAACCCCUUGUGUUACUUUUUAAGCGCUGGGUGACUUCGGUGGACUCAUUUCAUUUUAAUUCUGAACUGGAAGCCCCAGCCUGCCAGCCUCAAACACACACUAACACCAUCCUGCCUGUGGUCACGCAGCCGUAGGAACAGCCAGUCCAUGUGUUCGGCAGAAGACAGAUUUCAAGAAGGCAGAGAGCCAACCUCUCUCUGGAAAACUUGUGAGGCUUUUUCAUUUGGAGACAAGAAAUGGGACUCACUUGUAAAAGAAAAAACUCGAAUAAAAAAAAAGACUUUG
Messenger RNA from Monodelphis domestica (gray short-tailed opossum), 1713 nucleotides. It is a transcript of the gene ENDOV, whose product is annotated as endonuclease V. Gene Ontology annotation, biological process: DNA repair. Gene Ontology annotation, cellular component: cytoplasm; nucleolus. The record is from RefSeq and is a predicted model, not a curated record. NCBI's taxonomy places the organism in Eukaryota, Metazoa, Chordata, Mammalia, Didelphimorphia, Didelphidae. Gene Ontology annotation, molecular function: single-stranded RNA binding; RNA endonuclease activity producing 5'-phosphomonoesters, hydrolytic mechanism.